AUGCCGACCGGCAUCUCGAUGGGGUCGAUCGUCGACCUCGACACGGCCACCCUGCACAUCCCCGACAUGGUCCGCACAGACGAGUACGGCCUCCGCUCCAGCGUGCCCGGCAAGUCGAUCCCUCCCAAGACCGUCAUCGAGAUUGGCAAGCCCCUCGAGCAUUCCAAGAACGGCUCGGGCAAGUUCACGCUCAAGCGUUUCGAGGCCGGCUUCUACGUCUGCAGCUGCCCGGCCUGGCUCUACAACCAGGAGAGGGACAAGUUCCGACGCUCUUGCCCGCACCUCUCCGAAGUGCUGGGCGACGAGUACGAGGAGGAGCGCGUCAGGGUGGCAAAGGACGCGCCCAGCAGUGUCUGGGAAGACAAGGGCAUCACCAGGAGGGCCUCGGGCAGCACCGUCGCCUCGAGGAUGGCCCGUGCCAGGAGCAUGCUCGAUGAACAGCUCCAGGAGGCUUCUCAGAAAGACCAGGGGGCGAGCAAAGACUGCGACGGUGGCGUUAGCAAGGCCGUCGACAACGCGGACAAGGCCCCUGCCGACAAGGCGAGCGAGACCACCUCUGCCGAGGACGCCGCUGCGUCAGGAGUCGCAGCCUCGGCGUCGUCCAACUCCAAGCGCCCCGCCCCCGUCGGUCAACAGGACGACAGCGAAACCGAGGACGAGUGGGAGCUCGUCAAGCCCGUAGCCCAGGCGCCUGGGCCGAGCAACGCAGCAGCUCGCACGCCCGAGGCGCCCGAAGCCGCCGCAGGCGUGGGCAAAGCCUUCUCGUUCCCCUGGGAGCAGCCUUCGCCGUCGAAGAAGGGUCGCAACGGCAAGGCAGACAAGAACGAUGACAAGGUCAAGCUGCUCCUCGGCCAUUCUUGGGUCCUGAACGCCGAUCCGAAGAAGCCGAAAUCCAAGCCGAUGGACCCGUCGGGCUGGUGGGUCAGCGAAAAGCUCGAUGGUGUCCGCGCCUUCUGGGAUGGCCAGCGCCUCUUCUCGAGGCAGAACCUCGAGUGGAAUGCACCUACGUGGUGGAAGGACCAGCUGCCCAAGGACCUUGCGCUCGAUGGCGAGCUGUGGAUGCGACGCGGCGAGUUCGAUCUCACCUCGCAGAUCUGCCGCACAACGCGCUCGUCCGAGUGGCACAACAUCAAGUACAUGGUGUUUGACGCGCCCUCGAUGGACGGCAAGGUGGUCGAGGACCGCUGGGCGGAGCUCAAGAAGCGCUUUGGAUCGACCGAGGGCAUCGACAUCGACCAGCUCCAGGGCGCUGUGAUCCGACUGGUCCACCACGAGAAGUGCGUCGACCGAGACCACCUCGUCGCGCUCCUCGAAGAGGUCAACGGCAAGGGCGGUGAAGGCCUGAUGCUCCGCCGUCCGGGGUCGUUCUACGAGUUCAAGCGCAGCAGGACCAUGUACAAGCUCAAGUCGUUCUACGACGCCGAGGCCAAGGUGGUCGACUACGUCGAGGGCGAAGGCCGCAACGAGGGUCGAGUCGGAGCACUCGUCGUCGAGAUGGAAAACGGCCUCAGGACCCGCAUCGGGUCGGGCCUCAACGAUCGACAGCGUGAGAACCCGCCGCCGGUGGGCACCAUCGUCAGCUACCGCUUCCAGGAGAUUACCCAGACGGGACACCCGCGCUUCCCCAGCUUCCGCGGCGUGGCCCACGACAAGACGCGCGCAAAGGACGCCAUAGUGCGCCCCUCGUCGAUCGUCAAGGUGCCCGAUGACACCUGA
Pseudozyma flocculosa PF-1 is the source of this 1716-nucleotide messenger RNA. RefSeq lists its product as uncharacterized. Gene Ontology annotation, biological process: DNA repair; DNA recombination. The transcript has 7 exons. Gene Ontology annotation, molecular function: ATP binding; DNA ligase (ATP) activity. Lineage: Eukaryota; Fungi; Basidiomycota; Ustilaginomycetes; Ustilaginales; Ustilaginaceae. The coding region runs from base 1 to 1716 and encodes 571 amino acids. The record is from RefSeq and is a predicted model, not a curated record.